AUGCGUUUCCUCGCAGCCCUCGCUUUGCUUACCACCGCCGGCCUGACUCAGGCUGCCAGCUUCAAGCUGAAGACUACCGGUGCUGCCAACAAGGCUCACAAUAACCUCUAUGUCUACACUUACCACACCGGUGCCGGAUUUAAUGAUGCUGUUCUUGACAAUGACGAGAGCGGCGCCCCCUCGAUUCAUCUGAAUGAGACGAGAGUGAGCUUUGAGCUCGGUACUCACACCCCGUGGGAUAUGGAUGUUGGUGGAGACACCAACUACGCCUCGUGGGAGGCUGUGACUGUCAACGCCGGUGUGGGCAGUACGGGUUUCUCGAUCAACGAGAAUGGCCUUGUUUGGUCGGAGAAGGAGGGCUUUGGCGGUUGGCUUGUCUGUGAGUGGUUUCACAACGGACCACAGCUCUUCUGGAUCAACCGCUUUUACAGUUACACGGUCCCUUGCAGCUGCAGCAAGGUUAAGCUUGAUCCUGUCUAUGCGGCUUAA
Molecule: messenger RNA, 489 nt
Organism: Penicillium lagena
Lineage: Eukaryota; Fungi; Ascomycota; Eurotiomycetes; Eurotiales; Aspergillaceae
Exons: 3
Coding region: 1-489 (162 amino acids)
Source: RefSeq, a predicted model, not a curated record